This is a messenger RNA of Drosophila virilis, 3261 nucleotides long. RefSeq lists its product as uncharacterized. NCBI's taxonomy places the organism in Eukaryota, Metazoa, Arthropoda, Insecta, Diptera, Drosophilidae. Gene Ontology annotation, cellular component: cytoplasm; nucleus; ribonucleoprotein complex. The record is from RefSeq and is a predicted model, not a curated record. Gene Ontology annotation, molecular function: RNA helicase activity; RNA binding; ATP binding.
CAUCUCUAAUACUGACGUAGGUGCAAAACCUGGAAAAUUGUAAGGUGAAGUGAAAAUUGCAAAAAAAAGUGAAAAAAGAUAUAAUAUUUGGCAAAUAAUUGUGCAAUUCAAGUGCUGAUAAAGAUGAACAUGUAUAACGGACAGGUAAAUGGUUACAUGGGAGGUGCACCAACCGGUGGUAUGCCCAACAAUCGCAUGGGCGCCAGCGGAGGUGCUGGAAUGUUCCAGCGCAAUCGAUCGGCUCCAUACAUUCGUGGUGGACCCGGCGGCGGCGGCGGUGGUGGAUUUAAUGGUGGUCGCAUGAAUAUGGGCGGCCCAGGAGCACGCGACGGUAGCGGAUUUGGCGGUGGUCAGAACAGUAAUCGCACCUCAACUCAUGGCGCUCAUUUGCCGUCAAUUGUUUGGUCAGAGGUGUCGCUCACCCCGUUCCGCAAGAAUUUCUACAAGCCGUGCGAGUCCGUAUUGGCUCGCACACAAGGCGAAACGGAAACGUUUUUGAGCAGCAACGAGAUUACCAUUAAAGGCAAUGAAGUGCCCACUCCCAGCAUUGAGUUUGAGGAGGGCGGCUUUCCUGACUAUGUCAUGAAUGAGAUUCGCAAGCAGGGUUUCACCAAGCCCACGGCCAUUCAGGCUCAGGGCAUGCCAAUCGCUUUAAGCGGACGUGAUCUUGUCGCUGUAGCUCAAACCGGCUCCGGCAAGACUUUGGCCUACGUGCUGCCCGCCGUAGUUCACAUUAACAAUCAGCCGCGCUUGGAGCGCGGAGAUGGACCCAUUGCCCUUGUGCUGGCCCCAACUCGCGAGCUGGCCCAGCAGAUACAGCAGGUGGCCAGCGAGUUUGGCUCCAAUACGCAGGUGCGCAACACUUGCAUCUUUGGCGGCGCCCCCAAGGGCCAGCAAGCUCGCGAUCUGGAGCGAGGCGUUGAAAUUGUUAUAGCGACACCGGGACGCCUUAUUGAUUUUCUGGAGCGCGGCACAACCACACUAAAACGCUGCACUUACCUUGUGUUGGACGAGGCCGAUCGCAUGCUGGACAUGGGCUUUGAGCCACAGAUCCGCAAAAUAAUGCAGCAGAUACGCCCCGAUCGCCAGGUACUCAUGUGGUCCGCCACAUGGCCAAAGGAGGUGCGCCAGCUGGCCGAAGAGUUUCUCAACAAUUACAUUCAGGUCAACAUUGGCUCGCUAUCGCUGAGCGCCAAUCACAAUAUACUCCAGAUUGUCGAUGUCUGCGAUGAGUCCGAGAAGAUUGUCAAGCUGAUACAGCUGCUUACCCAGAUCUCUGGCGAGAACGAGACCAAGACCAUCAUAUUUGUGGAGACCAAGAAGCGUGUCGAUGAGAUAACACGCAAUAUUUCACGUCAGGGCUGGCGCGCAUGUGCCAUACACGGCGACAAGUCGCAACAGGAGCGCGACUUUGUUCUAUCCAGUUUCCGCAAUGGACGCCACUCCAUACUGGUGGCCACCGAUGUGGCUGCGCGCGGAUUGGACGUUGACGAUGUCAAGUUUGUGAUCAAUUAUGAUUAUCCUUCGAACUCGGAGGAUUAUGUGCACCGCAUCGGACGUACCGGACGCUCCAAUAAUACAGGCACAGCCUAUACUCUAUUCACGAACUCCAAUGCCAACAAGGCCAAUGAUUUGAUUCAGGUGCUGCGCGAGGCCAAUCAGACUAUCAAUCCAAAGCUGAUGAAUAUGGCCGCUAGCGGUGGUUAUCAGAAGCGCGGCGGCAUGGGUUAUCGCGGCAACAGUGGUGGCUACCAGGGACGCAAUCCGCAAAUGGGCGGAGCUGGAAACUAUCGCAACAAUCAGAAUAAUAACAACAAUAUGCAUAGAAAUGGAAACGGCAACAGCGGUGGCUACAAUCCGGGCGGUCCGCCACGUUACGAUCAGAAGCCGUCGCGCACUUCGCCGCCUGCUCCAGGCGCUGGUUAUCGUCCACCAGGCGGUGGCUAUCAACAACAGCAGCAGCAGCAACAGCAGCAGCCGUCACAGCAGUCCAAUGGGGUACAGUUCUCGCGCUUCAAUCCGAAUGCUGCUUGCUUUGAGCCCAAGUCACCGGCACCAGGUGUCCAACAGCAUCAGGCGCCACAUUUGGCCGCAGCUCAGGCAGCUGCGGCCGCCGCCGCUGGAUAUGGCUAUGGUAUCGAACAGAAACGCUCUCGGUUUGCCCUGAACUUCAAUAUGCCUCCGCCACCGAUUGCACAGCAGCAGCAGCAGCAGCAACAGCAGCAACAACAGCAGCCGCAGCCGCAACAGCAGCCACAACAACCACAACAGCAGCAGGUGCCGGUUGGCGGUGCAGCUACCUUGCCGCCCCAGGCAUACGGACAGUAUACAAGCAUGUCUAGCAGCAUGGCGACGGUGUCCCUAAAUGGAGGCGCACCCAGUAUACCGGCCAGCGCCUAUCGAGCCCCAUAUGCGAUGCCGUACGUGAUGCAGCCUCCACCAUUACCCGUACAAAACUAAAAAUCGUAAAGCCAAAUUGUACGAGCUAAAAUAACUGGACCUUAGUAUUACUUGGUCUUUGUUCUUUUUGCUCAAAUAAAAUUUCCUUUCCUAAUCACUAACACCAAGACACACAUACACACCCACGCACAUACAUACACAGACACAGACACACACACAGACAGACACGAACACACACACAGGCACAUACAGAACAGAAACAUACACAUCAGCGUAAGAAACUUGAGUAUAGAUUUAAAUCUUAGAAACACUCUAAGGUCCCAGACUUGUGUAGAUCUCCUCCGCCCACACAUACAUAUUAGCAAUAUAAUAUGGUUUAAACUGGAAUCAAAUACGCUUGCAAUUUGAUAAAUUCCCUUCACGUUUCUAUAUAUACAUUUAAUCAUCAAAUCUAACACGUAGUUAUUAGGCAUUGUUUAGUCGAAACAUUUGGGCAAACGUUUGCCAAACAUCAUUUGGCAUUUAGCUUAUUAUAAUGAGCCCCCAGCGUAUUUGAUUUCUGUAACUAUUCUCGAAUAACUCUAUUCUAUCGAUAAUGCAUAAUUUUCGAAUUUGCAAUGCUCCAAGCGACACUGACACAGAGACAAACAAAAUAUAAUGUCAAUUUCUUAGAAUCAAAUGCGUAUUAUAUCAUCUUAAACCAUAUUAUGUGACUAGUCUAAUUGCUUAGCUGAAACUUACACAACAAUUUUCACGAUAACAACACCAGAAAAAUAACAAUAAAAUAAAUGUAUAAUUCCAUUAUAUGUAAACGUAUGAAUUGAUUUACAACUUAUGAAUAAAGGAGUUCAUUAAACAUCA